GGCUGGCUAAGCAGCUAACAGAUGGCGGAGGCGCUAGCGGCUCGUCCAGCAGCAGAGUGGCCGCAUACCUGCACACAAGGUCGGCCUGAAUAAACUUGCUCGUCUGCUGGCAAGCCAAGAAAGACCACCGCGGAUUCAUCUCCAUUAAGAAAGAUCGUGUUGGACGACUUAUGUCUGCUUUGUGGCGGCUCUUCCACGCAAGGCCUCAGAAGCCUCGGGCUGGAUUUGAGCGAGUUUAGCUGAGAGGACGCGUGGGAAACAUUUGGAAAGUCACUUGAACGCACCAUCCAUUUUCUACCGCUUGUCUCAUCGCUAGUCACUUGAACGCACCAUCCAUUUUCUACCGCUUGUCUCAUGGCCUGGAUCAACUUGAUGGCAGGAAGUAUUUCGCUGGGAGCAGAAUGAAUGAAUGAAGACAACAAGAUUGCUUAUUUGAGGAGGGAGCAAGCGGACUACUUUCAGGACUGUCCCCGCUGCCUCCCUGCAAAUGGCCGAAGAAAGAACGCCUUCGCCGGGAGUGGGCGGACGAGCUCAUGCUAUGCUAGCAAUGCUAAGCUAACAUUGCCUGGGCAUCCAGCUAGCACCACGUGGUCUCCGAGGAGCACAGCGGCUGCCCGGGAUGGGAAACGCCGUCUCAUGUUGCGGGUCCCCGGAGUCCAGCCCCAAGCUCCCGUCGCGGCAGCCGGCGGAGCGGCUGGAGGAGUUUCUGACCAGCACGGAAGUGAGCGACGACAACAGCGCCCCCUACCUGCAGCACAUCAGCGACAGAGAAGUCCCUGACGAGCUGGCCUUGGAGUCCAACCCAUCAGACCACGCCCGAGCCAGCACCAUCUUCCUCAGCAAGUCCCAGACAGACGUGUGUGAUCGGAGGAAAAGCAACCACAUGAGCCAAGUGUCUCCUGGUCCUCUGAGCAAGAAGUACAGCUCAUGUUCCACCAUCUUCAUGGACGACAGCACCGUCAGUCAGCCCAACUUGAAGAGCACCAUCAAGUGUGUCACCUUGGCCAUCUACUACCACAUCAAGAACAGGGACUCACACAGGUCUUUGGACAUCUUUGAUGAGAAGAUGCAUCCUCUGUCAAGAGAACCAGUGCCAGAUGACUACUUGCGCAUCGACCCGGAGCACAAAGUGAUCUACCGCUUUGUCAGAACACUCUUCAGUGCUGCACAACUCACAGCUGAAUGUGCCAUCGUCACUCUUGUCUACCUGGAGCGCCUGCUGACCUACGCCGAGCUGGACAUCUGCCCCGCUAACUGGAAGCGCAUCGUGCUGGGAGCCAUCCUGCUGGCCUCCAAAGUGUGGGACGACCAGGCCGUGUGGAACGUGGACUAUUGCCAGAUCCUGAAGGACAUCAGCGUGGAGGACAUGAACGAGAUGGAGCGCCACUUCCUGGAGCUGCUCCAGUUCAACAUCAACGUGCCCGCCAGCGUCUACGCCAAGUACUACUUUGACCUGCGCCAGCUGGCCGACGACAACAACCUGAGUUUCCCCCUGGAGCCGCUCAACAACCAGCGGGCCCAGAAACUGGAGGCCAUCUCCAGACUGUGUGAAGACAAGUACAAGGACCUGAGCCGAGCGUCCCUGAGACGCUCUCUCAGCGCCGACAACCUGCUGUGCAUCCGACACUCCAACGCCGUGCUGUCUUAGGCCCGACACCUUUCCUAGCUGAGUCACAUGACCACGUGACGCCAGGCCCGACUGGCUGGCCACCUUUCCUAGCUGAGUCACAUGACCACGUGACGCCAGGCCCGACUGGCUGGCCACCUUUCCUAGCUGAGUCACAUGACCACGUGACGCCAGGCCCGACUGGCUGGCCACCUUUCCUAGCUGAGUCACAUGACCACGUGACGCCAGGCCCGUCUUGUCAAGUCCUGAAGCAACACACAACUAUUGUUUUUAUAUGCAACUCACCUGGUCACAUGACCCAGGCUUUCUUUCAUGGAAGUAAAGAAUAAUAGCACAUAGUCAUUGCAGGCACAACACUUGUUACUGUGUUCCACCAGACUAGGUCCUAGAACACCCCUGACUCUAGUCCACAUCAUGGAGUACACUCUGAAGUUGUUACUGUGUUCCACCAGACUAGGUCCAAGUACACUCCUGACUCUAGUCCACAUCAUGGAGUACACUCUGAAGUUGUUACUGUGUUCCACCAGACUAGGUCCUAGAACACUCCUGACUCUAGUCCACAUCAUGGAGUACACUCUGAAGUUGUUACUGUGUUCCACCAGACUAGGUCCUAGAACACCCCUGACUCUAGUCCACAUCAUGGAGUACACUCUGAAGUUGUUACUGUGUUCCACCAGACUAGGUCCAAGUACACUCCUGACUCUAGUCCACAUCAUGGAGUACACUCUGAAGUUGUUACUGUGUUCCACCAGACUAGGUCCUAGAACACUCCUGACUCUAGUCCACAUCAUGGAGUACACUCUGAAGUUGUUACUGUGUUCCACCAGACUAGGUCCAAGUACACUCCUGACUCUAGUCCACAUCAUGGAGUACACUCUGAAGUUGUUACUGUGUUCCACCAAACUAGGUCCAAGGACACUCCUGACUCUAGUCCACAUUAUGGAGUACACUCUGAAGUUGUUACUGUGUUCCACCAGACUAGGUCCAAGGACACUCCUGACUCUAGUCCACAUUAUGGAGUACACUCUGAAGUUGUUACUGUGUUCCACCAGACUAAGUCCAACAACACUCCUGACUCUAGUCCGCAUCAUGGAGUACACUCUGAAGUUGUUACUGUGUUCCACCAAACUAGGUCCAAGGACACUCCUGACUCUAGUCCACAUCAUGGAGUACACUCUGAAGUUGUUACUGUGUUCCACCAGACUAGGUCCAAGACACUACUGACUCUAGUCCGCAUCAUGGACCAAGACUGAUGUUUGUACUGAAAGAAGGAC
This is a messenger RNA of Nerophis lumbriciformis (worm pipefish), 2901 nucleotides long. RefSeq names its product cyclin Y-like 1 (gene ccnyl1). Gene Ontology annotation, molecular function: protein kinase binding. The record is from RefSeq and is a predicted model, not a curated record. NCBI's taxonomy places the organism in Eukaryota, Metazoa, Chordata, Actinopteri, Syngnathiformes, Syngnathidae. Gene Ontology annotation, biological process: regulation of cyclin-dependent protein serine/threonine kinase activity.